GCCGAAGGCCACAGCUGUCAGCUACUCCGAAGGAGAACUAAUAUCCAGCAUCGUGCGUAGCCGUUGUGGCUCUGAGGUCUCGCGGGACUAUCGGCCUCCCAUUCGAGUAUGCCCCCGUUUAGCGCCAUGAGAAACAUUAUCUUGGCGUCAGUCUUCAACAUCGUCAUGGUUACCAGUAUCAAUUUACAGGACCCUGUCGUUGAGGCCGCCAAAAAGUUUGUGGAUUCACACAAACAUGGCAAGGCCUGCAUGGAAGCAUUCAGUGACGCCGAGUCCAUUAUCGGAGUGUACGACACCCAUGACAAGCACAAGGAGACGGCGGAGGUAGUGGCGGACAAAAUUCGGGAAGUCAGCGGGAAGUCCCUGGACCAGCUUGACGAACACCUCCAUGAUAAGUUGAUGAAGGCCACAGCAGAAGCGAGACCCUUGGAAGAGCCAGAGGGGGAUAUAGCCCGCCAGGCGGCGAUAGACAAGAUAAGGAGCCCCCUCCAUGCGGCAGAGCUGUGCCAGCACGCCCUGCGGCACCACGACGAGCUGUGAGUGCCUCCGGUGCCCACGCCUUCGUGCCUCCCAGGUCGGCGCGCGCCGCGUCGCGGACGGUUCUGGUGCUGUCCCUCUCUGCGCCCAGACGCGGCCUGUAUUUUCCAGAUUUGCGGCCGCAUCGCGCCCGGUCGCCCCCUGGUGUUUCGCCUGUCCUCCUCCUCCUCCUCCUUCUCCUCCUCCUUGCCCAUUAUCCGACUUAGUCUUCCCUCCUCGCUUAUCCCUCCGUCCUUCUCCCCAUCUUCAUGCGCCCCCCAUCCCCUCCCACAGGUGUGCACCUGGCAGACGGCGUCGGGUCCGCGUUUCGCAGCCGAACUCGGUCUUUCGGGCAUGGUCAAAAUGUUCCGAAAGUUACCUCCCUCCACCUUCCUCCAUCCUGGUUUCUCCC
Prorocentrum cordatum is the source of this 928-nucleotide messenger RNA. NCBI's taxonomy places the organism in Eukaryota, Dinophyceae, Prorocentrales, Prorocentraceae. The record is from the annotation of a GenBank genome assembly.